AUGGCAUUUGUAUUUAGAUCUGAAAAAAAAGCUUCACACAUUAGGACAACCACUAAUCAAUUAAUAGGCCCAGGUUCUUAUGUGUAGCAUUAAUAGUAUACUAUUUAGAAGGCUUAUGCCCCUUUUAAUACAAAAGAAGAUAGAAGUGGUAAAAAAAAUAAAGAUGUUGAACUCUUUCCUGGUCCUGGUCAGUAUCAAAUUGAAAAAUCAAAUUUGAAUGAAAAAGUAGUUGUUUCUUCAGCAAACGAUGAUAUCAAAAUAGUUGAAGUGCCAAAACCUCAAGCUAAUUUUAAAUCACAAACAAAAAGAUUUUAAAAUAAUGAAGUAAAGGCUAAGGAAUAAUUACCUGGUCCAGGCUAAUACGAGUAAGAAGAUCAACUUAAGAAAAUGUUAGAAAAAGGAUAGAGCUAAUUUUAAAAUUAUUAAAAAUAAAAUAUUAUUGACAAGUUAAUGAAAAUGAAUAGAUAUUAAAGUACUCCUUCUAUACCUUCAAAGCAACACACUUUUGGAUAUACAGAAACUGAAAAUAAUGAUUUAGCUCUCAACAAGAUUCCGGGCCAUUAAUAUUUAGGAACUCAAAAAGAUUCAGUAGGUCCAGGCCAUUAUGAUCAGAAGACUUUCAUAGAAUAAUAAAAAUUAAAAGGAGUACCUUGGCAUAAAUUAUAAGCUGCUAGAAUGCAAAACCCUCUAUCAAAAAGUACUUUAACAGUUGGCCCAGGUUCUUAUGAUGUUUAAACUUAGGGACUGCCCUUAUAUAAAAUGAAAUAAAGUCCUGGCUUUGCUUCCAAAACUCUUAGAUAAAUUGAAAAUAGAAAAGGAGCAGUUGCCAGUUAAAUAGUAAAGUAGCGCAUGGCUAUGAGUUAGCAAAGUAACAAAAAUAUUCCUUUAAAUGAAGAGGAUUCAGAUAGUGAAGAAGAAUAUAUUGAAGAUGCUGUCCCAGGACCUGGACAUUACAAUUUCGAAAACUCUUCUUUCAUGAAGGCUAAUAAUACUCACUCUCACUCAGCUGGAAAUUUUGGUUCUCUAUCCAAAAGAUUUACAUAAAGCAACUUCUCUAACCCUAUCGGUCCUGGUGAAUACAAUCCUGCAGUUGCAGGAAUAAUAGGAAAAAAUCCUCAUGAAGUUAAAGUAAGAAAUCCACCUUUCUUGUCUUCAGAUACUAGAUUCCAAAUUAAAAAAAUUGAAGAGGUUAAACCUGGUCCUGGUGCUUAUGAACCUCGUAUAAAUUUAGAAGAUAAACUCAUUUAAAAAAUCCAAAAAGGAUAUAGAGGUAACUUUGGUUCUACUGAAAGAAGAUUUAAAAAUGCUAAUGUUGUUGAUGAAUAGCCGGGUCCUGGAGCUUAUAUUGAUAUUGCUACACAGUAAAAGUUUGAUGAAUUAGAAGCUUAACUACCCACAUCAGUAUUCAAAUCCUCAUCUUAAAGAGCUAUAUUUAAAAACUAAAAAGAUUAAAAACCUCCUGUUGGGUCUUAUAAGCUAAAUUAUUAUGAUAUUGAGAAAAAAGUAAACUAAGAACCUGAUGAUCCUGACAUUAAAAUUAAAGUUCCUAAUUUAGGUUUUAACACUAGUGAUGUAAGAUUCAAAGGCCCAGAUCCUAAAAAAAUAACAGAUGAAGAUGAAGAAGAAUUAAAUGUUAUUAAAGAAAAGCGUAAAGAAGAAACAAAAUUUAAAAAAGAAAAUAAACAUUUCCUAUCAAAAGCAGAUAGAUUCAAUUAUAAACUUAAAAAUUAAGGUCCCUCUCCAGGUUAGUACUACGAUAAUGCAGCUAAUCCAUGGAAUAAAAGAACAUUUAACAUUCAUUUUGCAGAUUUUUGA
Molecule: messenger RNA, 1815 nt
Organism: Tetrahymena thermophila SB210
Lineage: Eukaryota; Ciliophora; Oligohymenophorea; Hymenostomatida; Tetrahymenidae
Product: sperm-tail PG-rich repeat protein
Exons: 10
Source: RefSeq, a predicted model, not a curated record